Messenger RNA from Prunus persica (peach), 2570 nucleotides. RefSeq lists its product as uncharacterized. NCBI's taxonomy places the organism in Eukaryota, Viridiplantae, Streptophyta, Magnoliopsida, Rosales, Rosaceae. The record is from RefSeq and is a predicted model, not a curated record. The transcript has 20 exons. The coding region runs from base 162 to 2258 and encodes 698 amino acids.
UCCCAAGUCUAGCGAGUCUGUUGUUGCCGUUGUCACUUUCUCCUGUCACUUGCGCCAAUAUUUUCAGUAAUAUUGGGCUCAACGCCUCCCCCACGCCCAAAGCGACUCUCGCCCUCACUCACAGACGGCAGACUCAUCGUCAUCCCUCUCUUCUGAGCACCAUGGCAACGCCUGCGCCUCCGGCCGCGACGAGCUCGUCAAUGGCGUCCACGUUCAGAGCCUACUCGAUGCCUCUGAUUCUCUUUGCCGCUGCCAUGUUCUUCCAGCUCUUCGUCAUUCCCAAAUCCUUUCCUCCUUCUAAUUACGACAUUCUUGGUAUAAAGAUGUAUAGCUCAAUUGAAGAAGUGAGAGAGGCCUACAACAAUAUUUCUUCCGCCUGGAACUCAGGCGAGCGAGCUCCUGUUACUCUUGAUUUUAUCAAGAUUCAAUAUGCUUAUGAGUUGCUGACGAAUCCGUUGUGGAAGAGAAACUAUGACAUAUUUGGCAUUGAUGAGCAAAUAGAUGUAAUUGAGAAGGUCAAAGAGCAAUAUGCAGGAGAAAGCUUUUCAAAGAUAGAACUUCCUUUACUUGACUCUGUUUCUUCAGAUAUUCAAGAUCAUGAUCUUACAGUCAUUACCUCCAAGGAUUUCCAGACCAUGUUUCAGGGUAACAUGCCAGCGCUAAUUCAGUUGUGCUCGUUUGGGAGCAAAAGCUGUGAUAAAUUUUCUGAUGCGUGGAAAAAAAUUGCUGCUCUGUUGGGUGGUGUGGCAAAUACUGGUCUUUUGGAACUUGGGGAGCUUCAGCUAGCAACACAUCUUGCUGAGAGAAAACCAACUGGACAACCUUUCUUCAGGAAUGGCCUUCCUUCUCUUGUUGCUUUUCCCCCGGGGUGUAAAACUUCCAAUUGCCUUGUUAGGUACGAAGGAGAGCUCUGGGUUGAUUCAGUUACAGAUUGGUUUGCAACAACCAUACUUGGUUUACCUCGUAUUCUUUACUACUCAAAGGAGUCACUGGGGCAGAAGUUUCUAGCAAAAGUUAGUCUUCAUAAGGUAAAAGUAAUUUUCUUCUCCAAAACAGGGGAGCGUGCUGCUCCUUUCAUACGCCAAGCUGCUAAAAAUUAUUGGACCCAUGCUUCUUUUGCAUUUGUGCUGUGGCGAGAAGAGGAAUCUACUUUUUGGUUUAAUUCGUUUGAGGUGGAAUCUGCACCUGCUAUAGUGUUUCUGAAAGAUCCUGGUGUCAAACCUGUUGUGUACCAUGGAUCUGUUAACAAUUCAUGGUUCUUAAAGAUCAUGGAACAGAAUAAACAGCAAGAGCUUCCACAGUUGAGGAGUACGACAUCCAUGGAAUUGGGUUGUGAUCCCCGAGGCUAUUCCCGUGCUGGACACCAUACCGUUACUUGGUACUGUGCUGUUAUAGCAGGAAGGCAUAGCCCAGAACUCAGUACCAUGCGUGGAACCAUGCGUAGGGUUGAAGAAAUCUUAUCGAAUGAAGUUGAGUCAAGAUCAGCUGAUGAAGAGCAAUCUAUAGCACCAGCAGCAGGUGCACUUAAAAGCAAACGACUGACAUUUGCUUGGCUUGAUGGAGAAGCCCAAAAGAAAUAUUGUCUCUUCUUCCUCCAAUCUGAAACCAGCCAUGAAACUUGUGGAGAAAGGACAGAUAUGACUGAUGUACCUCAGUUAUAUAUCGUACGCUACAAAAGGAAUGUGACAGAAGAGGGUGACAAACCCGAGCAAAAGCCGAAAAGCAUAUGGGAUGCAGUACAAGAUCAGGAAUUAGAUCCAGCAUCACAGCUUGUGGCAAAGUACAAUGGUUCAGAUGAAAUUCCGGAGAUUAUGAAAUGGAUCUCGCAAAUAAUCAAGGAUGGAGACUCCAGAGAUCUUCCUCAUUAUAGAACAAGAACUCCUCAUCUGGUUCCUGAGAGUUCAGAGCCAAUAUGGUCCGCGGGUGUCCAAAGCAUUCCUUCAACAAAUACAAUCAAGCAGAGUAUCCGUGGCAUUUUACGUGGAUUCUAUGAUCGCAUCAGAGGAGAUCCAAGGAUUGGUCCGAUUUUGCUUCUGGCGGCAUUGAUGUCUUUUGGUACCAUCUGGCUUCGGAGGAGCCAAGCAACUCCAGUGUCGAAUCAACCAAGUCAACCAAGUCAACCAAAUUCCAAGGAAGCAGGUAGACCAAGGAGAGACCGGCCUCGAAGAGCGACUAAUGAACACCUUCCUCCUUCCAUCACUGAUAUGGAACCCAAAGAUUCUUAUCAAUGGUCACUAUCAGGUUCUGAUUCUGAUUAGUGGGUGCUCACUGCUGGGUUUUUGUUUUUGGAGGUUUCAAGUAAAAAAAAUACCAAAUCCUUGGCUCAUGUUUCAAAGACCAGUUGCAAACGCAUUGGUUGAAGGCAUGAACAGUUCCCCAGAUAUAUCCUCAAACUGAAGAUGAAAACUUUGGUCAAAUUUCUCAACUCAUUUUGAGAAAAUAGUUAGUUUGUGUUACACCUAUUUACUUUUUAUAUUUUAAGAAAAAGGUUCUUAACCUUGGCCACGCUUUAUAAAGCAAAAUCCAAAUUUCUGUUUAUAAUUCAAAACAUAGCAUGCGAUUUUAUGCUC